Molecule: messenger RNA, 2518 nt
Organism: Diospyros lotus (date-plum)
Lineage: Eukaryota; Viridiplantae; Streptophyta; Magnoliopsida; Ericales; Ebenaceae
Product: cationic amino acid transporter 2, vacuolar-like
Exons: 14
Coding region: 346-2259 (637 amino acids)
Biological process (GO): amino acid transport; transmembrane transport
Cellular component (GO): membrane
Molecular function (GO): amino acid transmembrane transporter activity
Source: RefSeq, a predicted model, not a curated record
AUAUUCAAUUCAAUAUAAUAAUUGAUUUCAAUUCAAGCCCACUGCCCUGCCGGCCUCCUUUUUCUCCUCUCUCCAACUAGAAGGGGCCGAUUCCCUGAGGAUUCUGCGCCGCCGUCUCUGGUCUCCUGCAAAAAGCGGACGCCCCCUCCGAUCUCCUAGAAGAAUCUGAGGGACGCGGGCUGCUACUUAAUUACUUCUUCUUUCGGCCCCUAUCUUUGCGCUGCUUCUAGAUUUUGCUUCAAGAAAAGCAUAAACUAAGACUGCCAGGCCGAAGCUUUGUCUGGGAUAAUAUUGACCCACAAAAUUGUUUCUUUCUCAGAAUUCAUUCAAUCCCCUCUUUGUUUCAUGGGUUUUGUUGCUGAUUCACAACAGGGUUCAUGGGCUUCUGGGUUCAAGGGUUUGGUGAAAAGGAAACGGGUUGAUUCGAUUCACUCCAAGUCCUCCGGGUCUGGUCACCAUCAAUUGGCCAAGGCCUUGUCUGUGCCUCAUCUGAUUGCCAUAGGAAUUGGAUCAACCAUUGGUGCUGGAGUUUAUAUUCUUGUUGGCACGGUUGCCAGGGAGCACUCUGGGCCAGCUCUUGCCAUUUCAUUCCUAAUAGCUGGUAUAGCAGCUGCUCUCUCAGCCUUCAGCUAUGCGGAGCUAGCUAGUCGUUGCCCAUCCGCUGGAAGUGCUUAUCAUUAUUCAUAUAUAUGUGUUGGAGAAGGUGUUGCUUGGUUAAUUGGUUGGGCUCUGAUAUUGGAAUAUACCAUUGGUGGUUCUGCAGUUGCACGUGGCAUAUCGCCGAAUCUGGCCUUGCUUUUUGGCGGUGCAGAUAGUUUGCCUGCAUUCCUAGCUCGUCAAACUCUGCCUGGGCUUCAAAUUGUGGUUGACCCGUGUGCUGCACUAUUAGUUUUUGUCAUAACUGGCCUCUUGUGUGUUGGAAUCAAGGAGAGCACUUUGGUACAAUCAAUUGUCACAACAGCAAAUGUUUGUGCCAUGAUCUUUGUCAUCAUUGCUGGAGGAUAUUUGGGUUUCAAGACUGGAUGGACUGGCUAUGAACUUUCUGUUGGGUAUUUCCCGUUUGGUGUAGAUGGGAUGCUCGCUGGGGCUGCAACAGUCUUCUUUGCAUACAUUGGUUUUGAUUCAGUUGCCAGUACUGCGGAGGAGGUUAAGAAUCCUCAAAGAGAUUUGCCCUUGGGUAUAGGGGCUGCCCUAUCUAUUUGUUGCUCAUUGUAUAUGUUGGUAUCUAUUGUCAUUGUUGGUCUAGUGCCCUACUAUGCAAUGGAUCCUGACACCCCAAUCUCCUCUGCCUUUGCAAGCAAUGGGAUGCAGUGGGCAGCGUAUGUUAUAACUGCUGGAGCUACAACUGCUCUCUGCUCAACAUUAUUGGGUUCACUCCUUCCUCAACCUCGAAUACUGAUGGCAAUGGCAAGAGAUGGAUUAUUGCCCUCAUUCUUCUCAGAUGUUAAUAAACAUACCCAAGUUCCUGUCAAGAGCACAGUGGUGACUGGUGUAAUAGCAGCAACCUUGGCAUUCUUGAUGGAUGUAGACCAGUUGGCUGGGAUGGUCAGUGUGGGGACACUUCUAGCAUUCACUAUGGUGGCAAUUUCCGUGCUGAUACUUAGAUAUGUCCCACCAGAUGAGGUCCCAAUUCCAUCAUCACUUCAGGAGUCAAUUGAUGCGGUAUCAUCCCGAUACAAUUGUACCACUGAGGAAAUUGGAGUGGAAAACUCAAAAGAUUGUAGAAUUUCUAAGGGGAGCCCUGAACGUUGGCUAGGCAAGGGACAGGAACCAGUUACUUAUCCUCUUAUUCCAGGACGUGCAGCUGGCAUAAUAAAUGAAAACAGGCGGAAAAUUGCUGGCUGGACCAUAAUGUUUACAUGUAUAGGAGCAUUUCUCAUUACAUCUGCAGCUUCGACUGUGAGCCUCCCAAGCUUUUUUCGGUAUACCGUGUGUGGAAUUGGUGGUGCUCUUCUUUUAACUGGGUUGGCAGUGCUCACUUGUAUUGAUCAAGAUGAUGCAAGGCAUAGCUUUGGGCACACAGGAGGUUUCAUUUGCCCAUUUGUUCCGCUCCUACCUAUAAUCAGCAUUCUCAUCAAUCUGUACUUGCUAAUUAAUCUCGGAGCUGCCACUUGGACGCGUGUGUCAAUAUGGCUGGCAGUCGGCGUGCUGGUUUAUGCUUUCUAUGGGCGAACCCACAGUUCAUUACGAGAUGCAGUCUAUGUGCCCGCUGCGCGUGUGGAGGAAAUCUAUCAUAGCUCUUCAAGCUCUGAGGUCUAGUUGCAAAGCAUUGCAGUACAUAUUCAUGCAGCCACCAGCCGGCCUGGAAGAAAUUGUUGUCUGCUUGAAACUUGAGGCCCAUUGUUUAUAAUCCUACUUGCGGUGGUAAUCUGUGCAAUUAGCAGCAUAAUGUUGUAUUAUUGGUCCUUGACAAAAGGGUCUUUGUCAAGCAUGUAAAUAGUUGCACAUUCAAGAAAUGGCAUUCCUAAUCGGGGAUGUCCAGUAAAAAUGAUUGCCCCUGUUAUUAUGUUUGUCCCAA